Messenger RNA from Cinclus cinclus, 1889 nucleotides. It is a transcript of the gene NFKBIZ, whose product is annotated as NFKB inhibitor zeta. The transcript has 11 exons. Gene Ontology annotation, cellular component: nucleus. The coding region runs from base 12 to 1865 and encodes 617 amino acids. Gene Ontology annotation, molecular function: DNA binding; POU domain binding. NCBI's taxonomy places the organism in Eukaryota, Metazoa, Chordata, Aves, Passeriformes, Cinclidae. Gene Ontology annotation, biological process: regulation of gene expression. The record is from RefSeq and is a predicted model, not a curated record.
UUGAACAGCACAUGGGGGGGGGGAAGCAGCACAGAGGACCUUUCCAGGGGGUCCGCGUGAAGAACUCCGUGAAGGAGCUCUUGCUGCACUUCAGGAGCAGCAAGCAGAUGUCCUCAGGUCCUGCCGCCGAGGAAAGCAAGGCACCAGGAGGAUUGGUAAACUACGAACCAUACACAGAAUUGAAGAGCAUACUGGGCCACAGUGGGAAAAGAAAGGCUCCUGAACUCCUUUCUGAUGGACCUUCUUUCAAACACCAAGCAAAUGUUCACCCACAUCUCCUGACCCCACCCCAGACACCAACUUCUAUGGAUAGCAUGGAGGAGACACAUAAAACUGACCCAAAGCAUGACAGCAGUUCUGAUCUGCUUCAGAACAUUAUGAACAUCAAGAACGAGUCGAGCCCCAUCUCCCUGAACACGGUGCAGGUGAGCUGGCUGCACUCUGUCUCCAGCCAUGGCUCUCCUGCUGAGCAGUACCAGGACAGCCCGGGAACACAGGCUUUCUCCCCGUCCCAGAAGUACCAAGCAUUCCAAGACCAAACCAACCAGCAUAUCCUUGAUCCACCGCAGCAUUACCAGUUCUCGGCAUCCCAGAACCAAGAUUUGUCACAGAGUUAUUCUUCAGAUGCCUCCCUGGACUACAGGCCAUUUGUUGCCAGUGACCAGUCUCCUGCCUGCCAGCAGAACACCUUUGAGAGCCAUGAGCUGCAGUACUGCCUGCCACAGAGCUUCUCUUCCCUCUUGAACGACUCAGAAGGCUCAGACAGCAUCUCCAGUCCCCUCCAGCCGCUGAGCAGUGCCCACCUGCAGGCUGAGGUUGCUGCUCAUCCCCCUAACUUCAGCUUGCUCUCCAGUAACCUCUGUGGUGGUCUGGAGCGCAGCGUCUCUUUGGCUGCUCUGAAUGUCUCUCUGCCUGAUCAAAACAUUGCCAGAAGCACGACACAGCUAGGCAAGUCAUUUUUCCAAUGGCAAGUGGAACAGGAGGAGAACAAACUGGCUAAUAUCUCUCAAGACCAGUUCCUUGCAAAAGAUGCCGAUGGAGACACCUUCCUCCACAUCGCUGUGGCCCAGGGCCGUCGAGCACUCUCCUAUGUUCUUGCAAGGAAGAUGGCUGCCCUACACAUGCUGGAUAUUAAAGAGCACAAUGGCCAGAGUGCUUUCCAGGUUGCUGUGGCUGCCAAUCAGCAUCUCAUUGUACAGGACUUGGUUAGCUUGGGGGCUCAAGUGAACACCACAGACUGCUGGGGUAGGACGCCAUUGCAUGUCUGUGCUGAGAAGGGACAUGCCCAGGUCCUCCAGGCAAUCCAAAAGGGAGCCAUGGGAAGCCAUCAGUAUGUGGACCUUGAGGCAACAAACUAUGAUGGUUUGACAGCAUUGCACUGUGCGGUUCUGGCCCAUAAUGCUGUGCUGCAUGAACUGCAGAACUGUCAGCCACCUCACUCCCCUGAAGUCCAGGAGCUUCUGCUGAGAAACAAGAGCCUGGUAGAAACCAUCAAGAUCCUGAUACAAAUGGGAGCCUCUGUUGAGGCGAAAGAUCGCAAAAGUGGUCGCUCUGCUUUACAUUUGGCAGCAGAAGAAGCAAACCUGGAGCUCAUUCGUCUCUUUUUGGAGCUGCCCAACUAUCUCUCUUUUGUUAAUGCAAAGGCUUACAAUGGCAACACAGCCCUGCAUGUGGCUGCCAGCCUGCAGUACCGCGUGAGCCAGCUGGAUGCUGUGCGCCUGCUUAUGCGCAAGGGAGCUGAUCCCAGUGCCAGGAACUUGGAGAAUGAGCAGCCAGUUCAUCUGGUUCCUGAUGGCCUUGUAGGGGAACAGAUAAGACGUAUCCUCAAAGGGAAGGCGAUUCAGCAGAGAGUGUCGCCGUUUUAGGCUCCGUGUUUCUUGGAGUAGAGC